Fimicolochytrium jonesii is the source of this 1584-nucleotide messenger RNA. RefSeq names its product docking domain of Afi1 for Arf3 in vesicle trafficking-domain-containing protein. The coding region runs from base 1 to 1584 and encodes 527 amino acids. NCBI's taxonomy places the organism in Eukaryota, Fungi, Chytridiomycota, Chytridiomycetes, Spizellomycetales, Powellomycetaceae. Gene Ontology annotation, cellular component: plasma membrane. The record is from RefSeq and is a predicted model, not a curated record. The transcript is spliced from 8 exons. Gene Ontology annotation, biological process: actin cortical patch localization.
AUGUCCGCAACGUUGUUUUCGGCGGUGGACUCCAUUCUCGUCGCAGAGUUUGACAUUGACCGGGGGUCGUCAUUGACCCACCAAUACCCGAUAGACACCGGCGUUGACCCACAUGUCCUCGCCGAACUUAUGCUUCCCGACGGUGCACACUUGCGGGACGAAGACUGGACGAUGUUUCUGCUGAAUCAGAAGGAAGCGGGGCAGAUGGAACGACCAUUGUUGUAUGUGCUAAAUCUUGUGAGGACAAAACAUAUUUCAACCGUCCGGCGCGGUGCUCGCGUGAAGGCAAUGGCAAUUGCAUCUCGGUACCAGUGGGUGCAUGUAUUCAAGCCUCUGCUUAUCCUCGCAUUAGAGAAAUUUUUCGAAGACCCGGGCGUCAGCAUCCUCGAAGACCUGUUCUACUCCCUCAACAGCCUCGACAUUUCUCGAAUACCACGCCUGUCCAUGAGCGAAAAGAAGAUCUUCCGCGGGACGGAAGACCAUAAGAUUCUGGAUGAUAAGCUCCUAGAGGAUGAACAGAAGGCCGCCGCAGCGUCUGCCCUUAGGGACACUAAGGAUGGCAGGGCGUCGGAUCUGACUGCGAUCAAUGUGGAGGCGGCAUCAAUACAGUCAGAGGCCACGCAUAAACCUACCAAUAAGGACCGGCAGUUCUUUGAAACCGCGGUGCAAUACUCGGGGAUACGUGUACCGUUACGGAUCCCGUUGGUUAUGUAUCGCGAGGAGUUCGGGGAUGUGAGCAAAGAACCCAAUUCCAAAGAGCAUUGGAAAGCCGGAAUUCAAUACAGCUGGCACCCCGACAUCGACUACGGCGCGCAGACACACCCGAUCAUGCUGAUCAUGAACGCAAUCCUGGCCGGGAAACGGGUGCUGUUUCUGGGCGAUAAGAAGCCGAGUGGGGAGGUGGCGAAUUAUGUGCUUGCUGCGUGUGCGCUGGUCGGUGGCGGGGGAGUGAUCACGGGGCUGACGCAGCGGUGUUAUCCGUAUGUUAGUCUUGCCGGGUUGGACACUCUGUUGGCGACCCAGGAUUAUAUCGCAGGCGUCACGAACCCGGUCUUCGAAGAGCAGCAAACAUGGUGGGACGUCCUGUGCAAUGUCAACACGGGCAAGAUUACUGUCAGUCCGCAUCUCAUUGCCAGCGUUGGGAGUCGGGAUAAUGACUAUGCGGGUGGAAGUACGAAAGAAAGGGAGAAGGAGUGGAAUAGGUCGAUGCGCUGGGAGGGGGAGAAUGAGCUGGCUCUGGAAGUAAGUCGACGGUUAAAGAUGCGUUCGUCAUCCUUUGCACUAACCCUCGCCCAAUCCCACGCGAGCGAAUUCACCCUUCGCCAGAAGUUCUUCGACUACGUUCUCCGCUUCACCGAAGUCGCCUCCGUUUACGACCGCGACCACAACGGCGACCGCCAGUCCGCCAUCUCCAUCCAACCGCAACACGUCACCUACCCGGAGAUGGGAUUUGGCACCUAUUUUGCGUCUCCCGCCGCGAAGAAAAAGGAGCUGGGAAUGCUGAUCAAUCGGAUUGGCGCGUGGAUGAGGACGAGGAGCUUUGCGAAUUAUAGGAGGGUGAGUGGUUUUUCUUUUCUCAUUUGA